AUGACAGACGACCUGUUGGCAAAAAUACAAGACCAAGUAUAUCGAAACCUUGUUGAUCAAGAAUCAAUUUGUAAAAACACAUAUGGAUCAAAUGUCACUCAAGAUAAUCGACCGCCAAUAUUUAAUCAAACCUCACAGAGCUGGAUGUGUCCUGCAUACUGGGACACUAUUUACUGUUGGCCAGAAACUCCAGCCAACACCACUGCAAUCGUCGAAUGUCCUUCAUAUGUCACAGGAUUCAAUGAGACGCACAAUGCCUCACGAACUUGCAACGAAGGAGGCUUUUGGUUUUUAAGAAAUAACAAAACAUGGUCUAAUUACACAGGCUGUUAUUCCGGAUCGACAACAACAAUACUUGUAGAUGUGAAGCCAGAAUCAAUUUCAAAAACGUUGCAGAACAUCUUGCCAGUUGUUAAAAUGAUAUCUCAAACUGGAUAUGCAGCCUCACUAAUCUCAUUAAUAAUAGCAUUCUUAAUAAUGUUUUCAAUAAAGAAGCUGCAUUGCGCAAGAAAUAUUUUGCAUAUGAAUUUGUUCGCUUCAUUCAUCUUAAGAGCGUUUAUUCUAAUAUUGAAAGAUUUACUUUUUUAUGAGGGGUUGGGAACUUCUGAAGAUUUUAUAGUCAUAGAAGAAAACAAAUAUUUCAAUAUAAACAUGGAGACGAAUAACUUCAAAUGUAAACUUUUAACCUCAUUCGUUCAAUACUUUACCACUGCUAAUUAUUCCUGGAUAUUGAUGGAAGGAUUGUACCUAAAUAACUUAAUUUUUAGAGCUUUAUUUGUAGAUUCCAGCAAAAAUAUUGUCCACUAUAUUAUACUAGGAUGGGGAUUACCUUUAUUAGUAGUUAUACCGUGGAUACUAGCACGAAUAUGGCUCGAAGAUACUUUAUGCUGGACGUCUCAAGUUAACAACAUCGCAUUUUUAAUAAUUGCUGUUCCCACAAUUAUAUCGAUUAUAAUCAACUUCAUCCUUUUUGUGAUAAUUUCUAUUGUACUAUAUAGUAAAUUAAGAUCACCGAUUAACGAAGAUUCAAGAAGAUACCAAAAAUGGGCCAAAUCAACGUUGGUGCUAGUUCCACUAUUUGGUGUCCAUUACUUCAUUUUAUUAAUCUUCUAUUUUGUUAGAAAGACUGAGGACACCGUAGAAUUAAUUUGGUUAAUUUGUGAUAUAUUAUUUGGUAGUUUCCAGGGUUUCUUCGUUGCAAUUCUAUAUUGUUUUUUAAAUGGAGAUGUUAAAGUGGAAUUAAAACCUUAUAUAAACUCAGUAUUAACAUAUUUAGCUGCAAAUAGAUGUUUAAGUUAUUGUUUUCCAUGCAGAGAAAGAUAUUUAAGAUCAGCUAUGGGCAGGACAUCAGUAUGCACGACUAUGUCUUGUAGUUCUUUAUAUACAAAUGGAGUCAUUCAUCAUCGAAAUAGUCGUUCAAGAUUGGGAGAUUUUCCAAAAAAUGUUAAAAACCAUUUGUCACAAGGUAGCGAAAAAUACAAAGAUCAUGUCUGUGCUAAUAGACUAAAAAACAUGAGGGAAAGUCAAACUAGCCUGAACAUUCAACAUAAACAACACUCUAUUGUUGGUUCAAAUGGAAUGGCGGAAACGGCAUUAACAAAUGAGUUAAGGCGAGAAAAAUGUCUUCCCGAGCAAUUAGUUAUUGAAGAAGAAAUAUGCAUGUUGGAAAAUAAUUUUAACUAGUUUAAGAAAUUACCUUUCUAUGAAAAUUAUAUCAUUUUUCAAACACAAGAAGAAAUUUCUUUCCUCAAAACAUAGUACAAACUUAUAAUCGAACUUCAUCUUUAUCAAGAGGCAAGAGGUUGCUUAAUUCAGGAACAUAUCACAUUUUAUAUAUCAUAUAAAUUUAAAAGAAACGUAUUAUCAAGAUCUAAAAAAUGAUAAAUCUGUUUCUUGUUUCACAUGAUUGUUAUAUAUGUGUAUGUAUAUUAUACAUCAAAUAAAACAUGUAUUAUAAAUGUGAAAAUACAGCAAAACCUUAUUAACUUUGAUUUUGACGCUUCAAAUAAUGUAUAUAGUGAAUCUUUUUAAUGUAAAAUAGGUUGUUUAAUGUUAACUCUGCUGUGUAUAUGUUACAUGUAGUGUUGACUGUGGUUGAAAACUAUAAUUUUUUAUAAUGUUUAGGUUAAAAAAUAUUUGUAUAAAAGUUAAACCAAUAAAAAUUCUAAAAAAAUA
Aethina tumida (small hive beetle) is the source of this 2175-nucleotide messenger RNA. Its product is annotated as vasoactive intestinal polypeptide receptor 1-like. The record is from RefSeq and is a predicted model, not a curated record. The transcript is spliced from 12 exons. Gene Ontology annotation, biological process: cell surface receptor signaling pathway; adenylate cyclase-modulating G protein-coupled receptor signaling pathway. Gene Ontology annotation, cellular component: plasma membrane. Gene Ontology annotation, molecular function: G protein-coupled peptide receptor activity; peptide hormone binding. Lineage: Eukaryota; Metazoa; Arthropoda; Insecta; Coleoptera; Nitidulidae. The coding region runs from base 1 to 1683 and encodes 560 amino acids.